UGUCGUUUUCGUUCGUAUGUUAUUGCUGAGGUGGCUGAUAAACAUUAACUUUUUUCACGAACAUUUUCUGAAUGUCGCAGUAAAUAAUGGCGAGUAGAAAUGGAAAUGGAAGAAUAAGUGAAGAAUUAUUGGAGGCCCAAAAUCGUCAGAUGACAGAGAACUUAUCCCUGAAAAUUUCCCAUCUUAAAAAUAUUUCUCUUGACAUUGAAGGAGAGACAAAGGAACAUAAUAGAUUACUGAAUGGUUUAGGCCUGGAUUUUGAAAACAGUCAAGGUAUUCUCUCUAGUAGUUUUAACAGAGUAAGCAAGAUGAUAGGAGCUGGCAGUGGUAACAGACGAGUGAUGUGCUACAUCAGUCUUGGUCUUGUUGGACUCUUCAUAGUGGGGUAUUACAUUAUUGCUAAUAUCACUAAAUAAGUUCAAACUUAUUAAAUGGAAAAUAGUUCAAUCCACAAGAAAUGUAUCGACUUUAAUGCACAAUUGAGAAACCAAUAUUUAAGGAAGUAAAUUUCAUUGGAAAGGAUUUUAUUUUGAACACAGUGGAAGAAACUUAAGUUAAAGCCACCUGGAGGAAGCUGAAUCUAAAAGGUGCAACUUAUUCUUCCAUAGGGUAAUAAAAUUUUUUGUUGUUGUUGCUGAAGAGUGUAAACAAACAGAAGUUUGCAGAUAUUUCUGCUCUUUUAUACACAAAGUAUGUAGUAUAUUCUGGUCAAUUGUAUUUAAGUUUGGCCUGCUUAAUUUGCUCUGUGUUCGGUGGAUAUUAAGAUUCAUGUGAAUAAUUUAUGUGUUUACCUGUUUACUUUGUAUGUGUUGAUGCUUAUUAAAUCCUUUGUGUUUCUAUAUAAAAAUAAUGAAGUAUGGUAACUUGUUUUUAAUGAACAGACUUUAUUUUGAACAUUUAUGUGAAGCAGUUUGAAGUAUUUCUUGUUUUCAGUUUUAAACUAACAGCAAAAGGCCUCGUCUGCACAGGACAUAGCAGAUGUAGUGUGAUUGACAUAUCAUUAUACAUAACUUGCACUCAUUAGUUCUUAUAAUUUAGUAGUCAUAAAAGUGUGAAAUUACAUUAAAGUAAGACUUGAUAAUUAUAAUGACAUUAAUCUUUACUGGCCCAACACAGAUGAUUAGUAAGAAGAAAACGUGUUACAGUAUUUUAACUAUAUCUUUUCUCAUAUGUCACUGUUGACAAGGUCUUUUAAGAGUUGUUAUCCUAUAAACAACUAAUAUAAAUAGCAUUUAAAUUAACAGUUUGUUUGGUGUAACCCAGUUGACCUAUUGAGUAACAAGAUCUUUUCACCAGCAAUAUAUAUUUUAAAUACUAUUACACACAAAAUUCAUACAGAAACAACCUGUAUUUGGUCAGUAAAAGAUAACAUGGUUUAGGUUUUUAUCAAUUUCUAUUGUAAUACUGUAUCACACGUUUAUUGGAACUAUAUGUUUUUAAUAAAGUUGUAUAAAUUACAUGGCUUAAUUACAGAAGUUCAAUGUCAGUGUAGCAUAUUUGAAUGUCUCCAGUUUGAAUUUUGUUAAUGGAUUAGUUUUUUCAUAAUGGAACCUAUAUAAAAAUACACAAAUGCAAGAGUGUAUCAAUAACCCUUUAUUACAAUAAUCGUUUCAUUAGCAGCAAAAUAUAAUAGUUCAACUAACUGUAAGCACCCGUCUUUGCCAAAAGCAUUAUAAAUAUACCACUGUACAGUUUCUAACAUAGCUUUCCUGUUGCACUAAAUCUGAUACUGGGGACAAUGCUGUUUCUUUCUCUUAUAUCAGAAUGGAAGUAUUUAGCUAUAGUAGGUAAAAGGUACUUUUAAUAUAAUGAAACAUUAGGUUUAAGAUUCAGUGAGGUUUAAUGACUUAGUAAUACAUCAGAAAGAUAACUAGAAUUCAUGAAAAGCAUAUCUUUUCAACAGAAACAUCACAUACACAUAAACCUACAACACACUUCAUACACAGCUACAUUCUUCUUGGUUUACACACUGCCAUAAUCAAAUGAAGUGAGUUAAAUACACAUAUUUACAGUAUAUUUUUCCACCUUGAAUACCUUGUCCCAUGAAUUACAAAUAUAAUUACAUGAAUAAUGUCAACAAUAACCAUUAUCUUUGUUUAGAAACGUGACUUACUUAAUCAGGUAAAUAAUUAAAAAAACCUUUUACUAUACACGUUGUUAAUGUAUUUGUCUUUGAAAGAAAAUAUAUAUGCAAGAAUUGUUAGUGAUGAGUUAUAACUUUCUGCAUGUAAACUUUUUUACUGGUUUACACACACAUAUAUGUAUAUAUACUUAGUUAUUUACUAAAUAAAUUAUAAAUUUCAUAUUAAUUU
This is a messenger RNA of Limulus polyphemus (Atlantic horseshoe crab), 2312 nucleotides long. Its product is annotated as BET1-like protein. Gene Ontology annotation, cellular component: SNARE complex; Golgi trans cisterna. Gene Ontology annotation, biological process: retrograde transport, endosome to Golgi; regulation of retrograde vesicle-mediated transport, Golgi to ER. The record is from RefSeq and is a predicted model, not a curated record. NCBI's taxonomy places the organism in Eukaryota, Metazoa, Arthropoda, Merostomata, Xiphosura, Limulidae. The coding region runs from base 87 to 416 and encodes 109 amino acids. Gene Ontology annotation, molecular function: SNAP receptor activity. The transcript is spliced from 4 exons.